AUGGAGAAGAGCAAGACCAAGCUAGGGGUCGAUCACCCUUCUACGCUAAUAAGCAUAGCCAACCUAGCGUCGACAUACAGGAACCAAGGCCAGUGGAAGGAGGCCGAGAAGCUGGGGGUGCAGGUGAUGGAGACUCGCAAGACCAAGUUUGGGGUCGAUCACCCUUCUACGCUGUCGAGCAUGGGCAACCUAGCGUCGAUAUACAGGAACCAAGGCCAGUGGCCGGAGGCUGAAAAGCUGGAGGUGCAGGUGCUAGAGGCGAGCAAGAACAAGCUUGGGGCCGAUCACCCAGAUACGCUGACGAGCAUGGUAAACCUAGCGUCGAUAUAUAGGAACCAAGACCGGUGGGAGGAGGCCGAGGAACUGGAGGUGGAGGUGAUGGAGACUCGCAAGACCAAGCUUGGGGCCGAUCACCCAGAUACGCUGACGAGCAUGGCCAACCUCGCUUUUACUUGGAAAAGCCAAGGUCGACACCCAGAUGCUUUAGUACUGAUGGAGAACUGUGCCCAGGCUCGGCAGCGAGUGCUUAGCGACGAGCAUCAAUACACGCUAUCGUCUUUGGCCACCGUCGCUAAAUGGAGUAGCUAG
Molecule: messenger RNA, 588 nt
Organism: Podospora pseudopauciseta
Lineage: Eukaryota; Fungi; Ascomycota; Sordariomycetes; Sordariales; Podosporaceae
Exons: 1
Coding region: 1-588 (195 amino acids)
Cellular component (GO): kinesin complex
Molecular function (GO): protein binding
Source: RefSeq, a predicted model, not a curated record